AUGGCCACAGAGACCGAGCGAAUUGUGUACCCAUAUGAUAUUCCGCAGAAUCCGCAUGGAAAAGCAUUUUUAUCGUACUUAGCCUCUUUAGAGGAAGAGGUGCAGAGAAAAAAGCCAAAAGGUAAAAAAGAUGUAAUAUUUCAACCACUUUAUGAAAAAGAGUUGGGCACGCAAAAAAUACUUCUUUUUACUGCAGCUAAAGGAAGCUUUCCACCUAAAUCGCCUGUGAUACAAAGCGACCAGUCUGAGGAAUUCACUAUGCAAGGAAACGAAGAGAUUAUUGGAGAGGUAGGCCGCUCCUCUUUUUCAUUUGCAAAAGGAAGAACAGCAGGGAUUCUUUAUAUCGAUGAGGAUGCAGAAAUAACUAAAAAUCUGUUUGUACGAAAUUUAAAGAACAAUAUAUUUAGAAGAAUAGAGUACACGGUUGCAACCAGUGACAUGACUCUGUAG
Messenger RNA from Nematocida parisii ERTm1, 450 nucleotides. RefSeq lists its product as uncharacterized. The coding region runs from base 1 to 450 and encodes 149 amino acids. NCBI's taxonomy places the organism in Eukaryota, Fungi, Microsporidia. The record is from RefSeq and is a predicted model, not a curated record. The transcript has a single exon.